AAAACAAAACCUUAAAAUGUGGAUACUUAGUGAUCACUAUGUUAUUGUUUCAGGUGAAGGAGGUUAAUGUGAGGUUGUGGAGGUGAGGCUGUGGUGGUGGUGGUGGUGGUUGUGGUGGUGCAUCAUCAUCCUGGAGGAGUGGUGGUGGUGGUGGCGGCGGCGUGGGCGCGGCGCCGCCAGCCUCAGUACACUCGGCGGGGCCUGCUGCUGCUGCUGCUGCUGCUGCUGCGCCCACCCCUGCUACUGCCCUCACCUCUACUUACUCUCAGGCAAAAGGUCGUGAAGACAGCAUGGAGGAGGGCUAUCUAGCACUGCGAUGGAACAAUCACAACACAAUUUUCACGAAGAUCCUCACCCUCCUCAGGGAACAGGAAGCUUAUGUUGAUGUGUCGUUGGCAUGUGCUGGAAGGUUAUAUCCAGCUCACAAGUUUGUCCUCUCCACAUGCAGUGAUUACUUCAAGGAAAUGUUUGCAAAAAAUCCAUGCAAACAUCCAAUAGUCUUCAUGAAAGAUGUAUCCACAAAGGAUAUGGAGGCAUUAUUAGAUUUCAUGUACAAAGGUGAAGUACAUGUACCUCAGAGUGAACUGGGCUCUCUCUUACGUACAGCUGAAGGUCUUCAGGUGAAGGGAUUAGCAGUUCCUGAUGACUCACCCCGUGGCUCUUCCUCCACCCCUAUUGUGCCUUCUGUUCCAUCCGUCCUGCGCUCACAUCCGCCCACACUUUUGGCACCUCGGCAUCUGCGUGGAAAGCGCAAAAGACCACCGGAAUCAAACAGAAAAGAUGACCCUCCAAAGUUGACAUUGCGGCCUGAUCUUGGGCCUCCAACUCCUAACCGCUCCCGUCAACCUAACCGCCCGCCAGGCAUGCCCGAGCUCAAAAGAAUAAAAAAAGAACACAAAGUUGUAGACACUGGCACAAUGGAGCCUGGUGAGGUUCCCAGAUCAAGAUCUCAGAGUCCAGCAGCCAGCAGUCACAACAGUGAUGAUCCACCUAUAAACCAUACGGAUAAGAUAGAGAAUGAACGUCCAGAAUACGUGAAAGUUAAAGAUGUAGACCCAGAAGAGGAUGAAGGGGUUGCUGGAGAAGGAAUAUCAGGAGAUGAAGAGCAAGAUGAUGAGGAUGAGGAAGAUGAGGAGGAAGAAGAAGAUGAAGAUGUGGGUUUAGGCGAGGGAGAGGCUAUGUCCCAUGGUGUACUCUCUGAUGUUGAUGCCUUUGAACAAUCUAACUCUUCAUUGCCAAACUCUGAUAUAUCAACGACUGAACUAUUACAAGUUGAUUUAAGUGAGGAUGGAACGCAGUUUAUUAUUGGUCCUGGUGGCUAUGGUGAAGUAAUGUCAAGAACUUCCUCAUUGGCUGGGGAUGAAGAGAGAAAUGGUGAUAGAGAACAAAAAAAGCCCUUUGUGUGCCCUUUGUGUGGCCAGUCCUUUACAAGACGUGAUAAUCUUGCCAAUCAUAUCAAGACUCACACCGGUGACCGUCCUUUCAUGUGCCAGUAUUGCCAUAAGUGCUUCUCAAGGAAAGACUACCUGAAGCAGCACGAACGUAUUCACACAGGAGAGAAGCCCUAUGCAUGUGACAUCUGUAGUCGCGCGUUUACUCGUAAGGAGGGUCUUACCGAUCACAUGCGGUGUCAUUCAGACUUCAAAGCCUUUUCUUGUGAAACCUGUGGUAAGAGCUUCAAGCAAAAAUGUGGUCUGCGUUUCCAUAAAAGAAACUAUAAACAUUAGCUAUCCUAAUGAUCUGCAAGACUGAAGACACUUUUUACAGGUUUUUAACAAACAAGUGUUUAUGAGAGACAUUUUACUUAUUACUACAAGUCAUUCAGUUGCUUGCUGGGCAGUUUUUGUAUGAAGGUCAAUGAGUUUUAAUACUUUUAAUGAUUGGUCAAAUUAUUUGGGUAAGUGUAUGAGGAAUGAUUAAAUUUCAUGCAUUUGCUUUAUACUGUAAUAUUGUUUGAUAUACUAUGCUUAUUGGCUUACACCAUAUGUUCACUUCAACAUUAUGCAUUCUGUUCAUUUUAUAAUUAACUGUGACAUUUAUAAUUAAUAAUAAGAUAGUAAAGUAUCACAAAUAACAUACACUGAACAGUGAAAUUACUUGAUGUUGAGUGAUGGAGGUAUUCUGGCAUAUUUGCAAGAUCAACUUUGUAUUGUUUAUUUUGUUAUGUGGUGCUAACAUAAUUUUGUUUGGCUUUUUUGACCUCUUCACCUCUAACUGUAGAUUGUUCACCACAGAUUUCCAUAAUUGUCUUCAUAAAUCAGAAAGUAUUAUGUUUUUAUUUUGUAAAUAGUGUAUUGAAAAGUAUUUAUAAUUGCUAAGUUAUUUUUUUAAUAUCUCAAGACCACUUUGUUUAGUGAUGAAGUAAUUGUGUGUGCUUUAUUCCAAAACUUAUUUUAUAAUCAAAACUUUUAGUCUAUAUGUGUACCUUAAGUAAUUAUAUGUGUGAAAUUUAAUUAUUCAUAACAUAUCACAUUGAUAUAUUUGUAUUUGUUGAAUUCAGUUUGGAUGCCAGUAGGCUCAUAUCUCCACAAGCAGAAUCUGAAGAGGGUCUUACUUUUAAGAAUAAUUUAUACACUUCAUCUGAUCUCAAAUGCAUGCAGCCAGUGUGAACUUACAAGAGCUGUUUUGAAUUGUGAAAGUAUGAGUCAGUAACGUAAGGCAGCACUGUAAGGUAUGCAUUGUUUAGUAUGUCAAGAUUACAGUCUCACAGUACUUUUUAGUCGCAAUUUUGAACUGUGUGUAGAAUAUUAUUUUGUAUAAGCAUUCUUCCAUUAUUUUAUACUUUUCAUGCAACACUCUUGAAUACAAAGCAGCCAUGGGGGAGUUGAAUGAUAGCUCUAGGUCUUUCAUGUUGCAAUCAACACAUCAUCAGGACCCUGUAGUGUUGUAGAAAAAAUAGGAAUUACCAGCAAAUAUAUUAAGAAAGUGUAUCUGCUCGACACACUUCCUCUGAACGUAUUUUCUUGGAAUUCCAACAUUUUUCUGCAACAUUAUAAGUUGAUGAGGUGUUGAUUGCAACAUGAAAGGCCUAAAGCUAUCAUUCAACUCUCCCCAUGGUUUUUUUGCAUUUUGUAUCGCUUGCUCGCGAUCAUUGCAUAUCUCUUGAAUAUAUUUUAAGUAACAUAGAAGUAGCUUCCAUAAAUAUGUAUGUGCACCAGUACUAAAUCAAAGACAAGUGAAGAAAGCUUUUAUUCAAAGUAAUGUAGAUAAAUAGAGCAAGGGGCGAGUAACCCCUUCUGUAUAAAUUACUAAAUUUAAAAAGAGAAACCUACGUUUUUCUUUUUGGACUACCCUGCCUUGGUGGGAUACGGCCGGUUUGUUGAAAGAAGAUAUAGAUAAAUGGUUCAGAGAACCACACAAGUUGAUCAGUUAGACACAUGUGCAAAGACAGCACAUGUGUGUGAUUCACCAAGUUACAUUCAAUGGCUGUGGCUGAGCCAGCAUUAUUUUGAAUGAUAAAUUAGACACAUGUGCAGCACUUGGGUAUAUUCAUUGUGAAAGCAUUUCACCACACAGUGGCUUCAUCAGUUCAAUACAAAGAAGAAUAGUGAAGAUCAGAAGGAGUUUGAAGUAAUCAGUCCCUCAGCCUGGAGGGCUGAGGAUAAUGUUAAGCUCAGUCAUAGCCAUAUUGAGUAACUUGAUGAACUACACACGUGCUCCCUUUGUUACUUACCUUUGAUCUUAUGAACUUGAUAAAAUUUUCACUGAUCCAAACAUUUUAAUAAAAGCUUUAUUUCUACAUGUCUUAGAUAUAGUGUGUGUCAGCUUACUGCCUCUUUCACACUUACAUCACCACUAUAUGAGUAAUUAUUGAUUUGAAAUUACCAUUAUAUUGAAAGAGUUUUCCAGCCCUUUCUGUUUUGAAAAUUGGUCAUUUAUUAGGAAUGACUGCCAAUGUUUAUAAUAGCUGCCAGCCCAAGAAAUAUGUGAACAUUUAUCAUUACACAGUAGGUAAAUACUACAGUGUAAUACAUGUACUUAAAACAUAUAACAUUGACUUAAUAUUGCCCAAAAAAGAUGCAAAUUAUGACUUUCUAGAAAAAUGUGUUGAGCAUUGUAUUGAUAGUCAAUGGAGCCUGGCAAGUGGCAAUGUGCAUUUGUAUAAUCUUGUAUAUGGGAAAUCUUAGUUUGAAAUGAAAACAUUCCAUUUACAUUCAUGUAUACAUACAUAUGCAUAAACAUACAUACAUACAUAUGCACAUACAUGUAUUUAAAAAAAUUAACACUGGCCAUCUCCCACUUAGGUAGGGUGACCUGAAAAAGAAGAAACAUUUUCUGUUAUUCCUUCUAUCACUGUCUUGCCAAAGGUGUGCAGUACUAUAGUUCAAAUAUCCCUCCAAACUGCAAAUAUCCCCACCUGUCCUUUAGAGUGCAGGCACUGUACUUUCCACCUCCAGGACUCAAGUCUGGCUAACUGGUUUCCUGAAUUUUUUUUUUUUUUUUUUCAACAAGUCGGCCGUCUCCCACCGAAUAUCUUUACCAAAUGUUACCUUGCUCACAUUCCAACAGCUUAUGAAGACCCUAAAACCAUUUGCCUCCACUUGCUCCUAUUUAUCACAUACAAAUUACUAAAAUACUUUCCAAAUAUUGAUCAGAAUGUGUGAAGCUAUGUGGAGCAGUGGCAGGUGGGUCACCUGUUGUCUCCAGUUUCAACUCUCCAUUGGCCUUAAACUACAAAGAAAACAAUCUAACUUAAUAUACACUUAUUUUCUUCAUAAAAAAAAAUUGCUGAACCUUGGCCUGACCAAAGGCCAGAGUUCUGAAAUCCUGAUGAUAAAGAAGAAUACUUGCCAUUUACAAAAAAAAACAUUUGGCAUUAUUCAUGGAGUGUGCUUGGGUGGCAAUCACCCAAGCACAGUACAAGGAAUCUCCCUCCACAACAUAAAGGUUACUAAACUUUGGGGAGGUGGGUGAUGACACAGGUCACAAUAAUGCUUUUUCAUGUUAGUAAGGGACUUUUGAUUCAAGGAAUGGGACAUUUCCUUCUUAACCUGGAUCUAACUCAUUUGCAUUCAUUCCUUAGGCACUGUAUGACCCUUUUAAUGUAAGACAGUAAUAAUUCAUUCUACUGCACAUUGAUUUGUGCCACACCUUGUCACAAAGGUCCCUGCAUCACCUUUAGUACAUAGGUCCCUACAUUGCUUUUAGUACAUAGGGCCUUACAUCACCUUUAGUACAUAGGUCCCUGCAUCACCUUUAGUACAUAGGUCCUUGCAUCACCUUUAGUACAAAGGUCCCUGCAUCACCUUUAGUACAAAGGUCCCUGCAUCACCUUUAGUAUAAAGGUCCCUGCAUCACCUUUAGUACAAAGGUCCCUGCAUCACCAUUGGUACAUAGGUCCCUGUGUCACCUUUAGUACAUAGAUCCCUGCAUCAUCAUUAUUACAUAGGUCCCAUCUAGUCAUGGGGUCCUCCAUGGCAUCCUCCUCCCACCACCAUCACUAAAAGUGUACAGUGCCGGAGAAAGCUCGAAGGUCAGAUAUAUUUAAUAUUGUAGCAUGUUUGAAAUAGUGUUAUUUCCAGUAAAGUGUAAUAGUAAAUGCCCUGUAUUUUCCCAUGCAGUAUUAAGUGAAACAUGACAAGCAGUAUGACACUGUGGCUCCACCUCCCGCCCACCCCUUAUACAUAUUGUUUUUUCUCUUACAGCUUGAGAGAAAACAGCACAGUUUGUUUGUAGUUUAUACUUGAAGUGCAGGUAUUUAAUUUAGCUCAAAUAUUAUUUCAGGCAAAAUACAAUGCCACAACACCCAUAACACUACAAUAAGAACACAAGACACUGUGUUGAUCUUGAGGCAGGAUGGCAGCUAGUUAAUGGCACUGAGCUAUAAAUUGGGCAGACCUUUAUUUAACUACGUACGUUUCUAAAAUCCAUGUAAUUUUUGCUCAGAAAAUUUGUUUCAUUAAACGUAGGUAAAUUGCAAAGAGUGAGACCAUUUAUACGUACACUUUUUUCCCCCCUAGUUACUAUUAGCCAUGUGGUGAAUAACUUUUGCUGAGAACAUAAAUGGUUGUGCUGUAGAAGUUGUAAUUGUUUCAUAACUAAAUAUACAAGGGUAAUGAAGGAAGAAAAAAUUCAAAUACAAAUAUAAUUUAUAUGCAGGGCUAAGUAAUAGCACUCCAUAAAGUAGGAAAUUUCCAGCACAAUCACUCGGUAAUUACUUGAUCAAUUUUCUUAUCAAAUCCACGUGUCUUUCUGGCAUUAUCAUAAAAUUCCACACUAGACAUGCUUUCUUUCAAGAUUUGCUUAUUUCUCUCACUAACAAAUCUUGACUUCAUUCACUUCUUCAUUUACCCUCUGACACUAUUUUCUUUGUAUUUCACCUUUGUUUUGCUCUUACAGUAAGUAAUGCCCACUUAUUUUUUUUUCUAUUAAAUAGUUGUGUAACCAAAACCCUGUCCUCCACCCUUUUAUUCACUAUAGUAAAAGAAAAUUGUAUCUAUAAGCAUUUCACUGGGACAAAGGUAUGAAGAUUUUACUGACACCUUGAAUAGUUUCUAAAAGAAAAAGAUAUGCUGUGGUGACCCUUGUCAAAAGUAUUGGCUUAAUUAAUCCACAGGUGGUAAAAUUCAAAAUAGAACCAAUAUAGAUAAAACUACUUCUUGACUUUAGCUUUUCAAUUAGCAGAGAUUUUUUCCUUCUAAAUGUAGGUUUUGUGGGUCUUAUUAUGAACCAGAAAAGCGUCUCGAAUAGCAAUAAUAUACAUUAUAAAUUGGCUUUAAAUCAUAAAUCAGCUGUCCAUGUAAAGGAAUAAUUAUAUUAAAACCAUUAAAUUAAGUGUCAGAAAAUAAUUAAUUCUGUUUUGAGUGUAGGAACAAAUGUGGACACAAAAGAGAUUUGACACAUCUAAAAAUUUACUUGGAGUUUAUCCAGUGAAUUAAGAAACAGAAAAUUGAUAAGGAAAAAAUAUAUGUUAUUAAUAAGCAGACAACACAAAAUACCCCCAAUGAAAAGCAGGGGUGCAAUUAGUACACAGAGGAACCAAGACUUUUCAAUGUCCUCCCUUUGUAAAGGGGUUUACCAGCAGACCCUGUCUGUUGGCAAGAUGGAACUGGAUAAGUUUAAGCCACUGCCUGAUUAGAUGGGCUGUGGUGCUUACACUGGACUUUGUGUAGCUAACACCAACAGCUUGGUUGAAAUGGUCAUCCACUGGGAGGCCUAGUCUGGGGAUUGGGCCACUGGGAUGUUGACUUGUGGAACACAUUCUUGGUAGGCUCCAGGAAGGUCAUCAUCAUCUCUUAUAUCAGUGGAAAUUGUCUCAUUUGAAGAACACAAAGGCACAAUACCAUGACUGGAACAGUUCACAAAUAACCUUAGAUUUGUAUGUUUCUUUCUCUGAUGUGUGGGUUAUUUGUGUAUUGUCUCAUUGGAGAUAAAACUGCUUAAAGAUUCAAGCAGUGCAGGCUUUGUACAAAGGACUGGCUGUAACUUUCCUUAAAAGAGCUGCCACCCAUGCUCAAGUGGGAAAAGUGGUCUCUCUGGCCUGUCAUAAGUGAAAAAAAGGUACUCACCUAAUUGUACUUGCCUAAUUGUGGUUGCAGGGGUCAAGACUCAGCUCCUGGCCCCGCCUCUUCACUGAUCGCUACUAGGUCCUCUCUUUCUGCUUCCUAAGCUUUGUCAUACCUCAUCUUAAAGCUAUGUAUGUUUCCUGCCUCCAUUACAUCACGUGCUAGGCUAUUCCACUUCCUGACGACUUUGUGACUGAAGAAGUACUUCCUAAUAUCCCUGUGACUCACCUGAGUCUUCAGCUUCCAAUUGUGACCCCUUGUUUCUGUGUUCCCUCUCUGGAACAUCCUGUCUCUGUCCACCUUGUCUAUUCCACGCAUUAUUUUGUAUGUUGCUAUCAUGUCUCCCCUGAUCCUCCUGUCCUCCAGUGUCGUCAGUCCGAUUUCCCUCAACCUUUCUUCAUAGGACGUUCCCCUGAGCUCUGGAACUAGCCUUGUUGCAAACCUUUGUACUUUCUCUAAUUUCUUGAUGUGCUUGACCAGGUGUGGGUUCCAAACUGGUGCUGCGUGAGUGUGUAUACACUCACCUAAUUGUGGUUGCAGGGGUUGAGACUCGGCUCCUGGCCCUACUUGAUAAUUUGGUCUAGGUGUUGACCUCUUUAUUUUUCUCCAAAAUUAGAGCUUCAAAUGGCUUUGCUGACUGUCUUGAUAUAUAUUUGAUAGUCAAUUUUGUCACAUUUUUAAAGUAUUUAAGGAAAAUGUGAUAAGUGACUCCAACAGUUUGUGGGCCUCUUCAUAUUUCUUUAUCUGUUAUUUUUUUCUCAGCCAGAAAAAGAGCCCUGGCUAAAUCAGUUCUAAUAAAUAUAAAGUGCAGUAUAUUUACCUGACAGAAUCAUUCAGCUUGUAAAGUUUUUGACACUCUUAUAUAACAUGCUUCAUUUUAUUUGAAAAACAUCUACCUUGUGUGCAGUGUACACAGUAAGGACAAAAGCAUUGAGUGCCUUCUGUUUCAAGGACAGUAAUUUUAUUUAUGCCACUGUAAAUUGUGAAUACAUGUAUAAAAGUACAGUACAGUGUAUGUGUGUGUGCAUAAUGACACUGUCACUAAGGUUGGCAUUUGCAAGAGAAAAAACCCAGCAGGUGUUUCCGAGAAAUACACGAACUGUACAUUUAGUUUGUGUCGUGUUGGAUUUUUUAAAUUCACUCUUCAAUUACUGUUGGUUUCAUCUUUUCUCUGGAUGUUGAAACAUGUUACUGAACUCCUUUGGGGAAGUCACUGCAUGCGUGCGUGCACACACACACACACACACACACACACACA
Messenger RNA from Cherax quadricarinatus, 8763 nucleotides. Lineage: Eukaryota; Metazoa; Arthropoda; Malacostraca; Decapoda; Parastacidae. The record is from RefSeq and is a predicted model, not a curated record.